Molecule: messenger RNA, 878 nt
Organism: Alnus glutinosa
Lineage: Eukaryota; Viridiplantae; Streptophyta; Magnoliopsida; Fagales; Betulaceae
Exons: 3
Coding region: 152-739 (195 amino acids)
Source: RefSeq, a predicted model, not a curated record
UUCGGAACUCUAAAUGAAUGGUAGUCGCUUUCCUCUCAUUCGAAAAUGGUAGCCGUUAGCGCGUCCCUCUUUCAAAUUCAAAGCCCAAGCACUCUCCUCAUCCAUUCUUUUAUCUCACAACUCCCUCAGAAAACACACACAACCCUCACCAAUGCAGACGGCUAGGACUUCCCUCGCUGGAGACCAGAAUCUCCGGCUAAAAUCCGGCCGGAGGCCUCUCCAGCCGAAGAACUCUCCGGCGAACCCCGUCCCUGACUCCGCGCCCAUCAACAAGCCGAAGCCGAAGCCGGUACCGAUCGAGAUCUCGGUGACCGUCGACGAACGCUCGAACAAGGAGAACCGUCCGAUUUACACGACUCCAGCCGCGAAGAUCGACCCGCUGGAUGCAUCGCUCGCGGAGGAGCUGAGCGCCAUCAGGAAGAAGCUCGAGAGGCUGAGAUCGGACCGAGAGAGAACGGAGAAGAUGCUCAGUGAGAGGGACAAGGUUUUGGAGCUGAAGAUGAAGGAGAUGGAAGAGCGAGGAGAGAUCCAGAUGAAACUCGAGAUCGAGGUCGAUAGGUUGUACAGAUUGAAUCAACUCCAAUCUCACAGUAUGCGAUUUUCUCCGAUCCGAUCACUCAGAGAGAGAGAACAAGUAAAGAAGAUCAACGAAUGGCAAUCACCGGAACUGAAAUUCGUUAGUGAAAGCGUAACGCAGAGUCCAGGUUCAGCUUCUUCAGGAAUUGUAGAAGAGAAAUGAUAAAUUCCCUCUUCUACAUUUGUGUUUGAAUUUUCGGUUCUGUUUUAGGUUGCUCUCUUUCACUUGGUUCAUGAUUUCCUUCAUUGUAGAAUUUGGAAAAUUUUUGAGAAAGAAAAUAAUAUAAUACCUCGUUAUGUUA